Molecule: messenger RNA, 3612 nt
Organism: Aphidius gifuensis
Lineage: Eukaryota; Metazoa; Arthropoda; Insecta; Hymenoptera; Braconidae
Product: proton-coupled amino acid transporter-like protein pathetic
Exons: 5
Coding region: 878-2425 (515 amino acids)
Biological process (GO): amino acid transmembrane transport
Cellular component (GO): vacuolar membrane
Molecular function (GO): amino acid transmembrane transporter activity
Source: RefSeq, a predicted model, not a curated record
UUCUACGUCUUUUAAACAAACCUGAGGUGGUUCACUGUUACUCUAGUUUUUGCUGUUGCCACUUGUACGCCCGCAUUUGUCCCAGUAACAUUUUUAAUAUUUUUUUUUUUUCUUUUUCAUUCUAACAAGCCACGUCGUUGGAUUAAACCAGUUUUAAAUGUGCGCACAGAUUAUCCACACACAUUGUUCAUAUAAUUUAUACGUUUGUGUUGUUCAACGAUAUAUAACAUAAAUUUAAAAAAAAAAAAACAAUUGUCGAUAUUGACGUAACAAUAGUGAUAAGAUAAUAAUAAAGAAAAGAAAAACUAAAUAGAAAAAAAGAAAGUGUUUAAAAGACAGAAUAAUAUUGUUGUGUUAUUGUUAUUAUUUAUUAGUUAUUUGUAAAAUUUUCUAUAAAUAGAAAAAUUAAAAACAUGGAAAAAUAAUGAUUGUAUAUUAUUUGAUAUUUGAAUGAUGAUCAUGAUAGUAUAUAUAUUUAUUAAACAUUAAAAAGUGUAGGAAGUCGUUUGGAUUCAUCAAGAAUUAUAGUGUCUCCAAUUAAAUUUCAAUUGAUUCAUACUCGGAUUGGUUCACAGUGUUUCGCGUUGAUUUCUUAUGCGUGAUAAAGACGUGAUACAAUACGCCUUCUAUGGUGACAUUGAUGUGAUUAUUAUCACUCAUUUUAUUAUUCAAAUGUCUAUCUAUCGUGUGGUUAAAAAAAUUAUUAUUAACGCAACUUGAUGCUAUGUUUAACAAUCAUGCCGACUUGUAUUAUGUCUUGUUAUUAUCAUAGAAGGAUAAUUAUUUAAAAGUGAAUUUAAUAAUUAAUUUUUUUUUUCUUUAUUAUAUUAAUUAAUAUGGAUUAUUUUUUUAUAAAUUUUAUUUAUUUAUUGUAAAUAUGGAUUUUAAUAAAAUGGAUAGUAAUAAUGAGAGUGAUUUCGAUGUCGAGAUGAGUUCGAUGUCAUCAAAUCAUCGUGGUGAUGAUGAUGAGAGGCGCACGCCUAUGCGCCCAAUGAUUGCCGAAUACGAUCCAAAAAGACAAGGUGUAAAAACCGAAUUGUCAGACAUGGUUCUCACCAAAUACAAAUGCGAGAGAAAUGAUGUACCAGUCACUGUUACUGGUGGUUCAACACUGCCACUUGUGGAAAAACAUAUGGAUGAAGAGGCUGCAUUAUAUAAUCCAUUUGAACAUCGUAAAUUGGCAAAACCAACAUCUGAUCUUGAUACUCUUAUUCAUUUACUCAAAGGAAGUCUUGGUUCUGGUAUACUUGCUAUGCCAUUUGCUUUUAAAAGUUCUGGACUUUGGUUUGGUUUAUUUGCAACAUUUUUCAUUGGUGCUGUAUGCACAUAUUGUGUUCAUAUACUUGUUAAAUGUGCACAUGAACUUUGUCGAAGAACACAAACACCAAGUUUAGGAUUUGCUGAUGUUGCUGAAACUGCAUUUCUUGCUGGUCCAGAAGGCAGCAGAAAAUAUGCAAGACUUGCUAAGGCUAUUAUCAAUCUAUUUUUAGUACUUGAUUUACUUGGAUGUUGUUGUGUAUAUAUGGUAUUUGUUGGAGGAAAUUUAAAAAAAGUUAUUGAUAUUAAUACUGAUACAAAUUUGGAAUUAAGAUAUUACAUGGCUGCAUUAAUUCCAUUUCUACUUGUUCUUUCACUUGUGAGAAAUCUUAAAUAUCUUGCUCCAUUUUCAAUGCUUGCUAAUUUUCUUAUUUUUGUUGCUCUUGUAAUAACAUUUUAUGUUAUAUUUUCAAAACCAUCUUGGGAAACAUCUAACAUCAAAAGUUUUGCUGGUAUAACUAGUCUACCAACAUUUUUUGGAACUGCAAUUUUUGCUCUUGAAGGCAUUGGUGUUGUUAUGCCAUUGGAAAAUAACAUGAAAACUCCAACUCAUUUUAUUGGUUGUCCAAGUGUUUUAAAUAUUGGUAUGUUUUGUGUUGUAACACUUUACAGUGUUGUUGGAUUUUUUGGAUAUGCUGCUUAUGGUGAUAAAGUUCAAGAUUCAAUAUCAUUAAAUCUUGGUGAUACUGCUGAAGCUCAAGCUGUACAAAUAAUGAUUGCUAUUGCAAUAUUUUUUACUUAUGGUUUACAAUUUUACGUACCAAUGGAAAUUAUUUGGAAAAAUAUAAAACAUCGUUUUGGUGCACGUAAAUUAACAGCUGAAUAUAUUGUAAGAAUAUUAUUGGUACUUGCAAUAGCUGCAGUAGCAAUUGCUUUUCCAAAAUUAGGACCAAUAAUAAAUUUAAUUGGUGCUGUAUGUUUAUCAACACUUGGUCUUAUGUUUCCAUCAGUUAUUGAAUUAGUUACAGUAUGGGAAAAAGAAAAUGGUCUUGGUCGUUUUAAUUGGAUACUAUGGAAAAAUAUAUUAAUAAUAUUAUUUGGUAUUGUUGGCUUUGUAACUGGUAGUUACGUAAGCAUUGCAGAAAUAAGAAAAGAAUAUUCCCCAUAAAAAUGAGACGAUAGUCUGACGACUGCGUCUCAAUAAAAAUAGUCGCAAAAUGCGCCCAAGUGUCUGCAGCAAACAUCAACAUCAACACACAACAUACAACAUUCUCAUCAAAAAAGUUUAUAUCAAUUAAAGAAGAAAAAAAUAAUAGAUAAAUCAUGCGAAUAAUUAACACGACUAAUAGUCAACGAUUAAACAAGAUAAAUAUUUUUAAAUCAAUCCUUUAAUACCGUAUUUAGAGUCAUCAAAUUCUAUCGGCUCAAUAGUCACAAUUUUUUUCUGUACAUAAUAAUAUUUUGCUUAAUAAUUAUUUAGAUCAACGGUGACAUUAAAAUCAAUGCCGAAUAUAAUAUUUAUUAACAAUAAAUAAGUUAAUUAAUUUAAAAAAAAAAAUAUAAAUUACGGAAAUAAUUAGUGAGAGUCGAUAUAUUAAUCUACAACGGAUAUUAGAGUGAUUAUAUUUUCAAUAUACAUGUGUGAUUUAGCUAGAUUUUUUUUUUUUUUUUUUUCUUUUUUCUCAAACGGAUGAGCUUUCUUCCAUUGUCACAUCACUCUUUCUCAUAUCAUCUUAAUAAUAAAAUCAAGCUCAGUUAUGAAUGAGAUGAAAUCAAUUAUUGUAAUUAUAAUAAUAAUAAUUUUUUGUGUUUAUUUUUAUUAGUAUUAUUGUUGUUGUGAUAACAAUAUCAAAUAAUUUGAGAAAGAGUUAAAUUAAACGAGACUUGUAAUCUUGUUUUGCUAUGCGGGCCUCGGGAUGAAAUCGCGAUUAAAUUAACAUCAUCAUUGUAUCACCAGAACGGUGUCAAAGCGAGAUAGGAGCGAGACAAUUUUUUUAGCUAUCAAUAAUCAUCUAGCUUAUCAAUUAGCUCAUCUAGCUCGUAACUGUGCCUUUAGGCUCGGUAUUUCAUUUUUUUUUUCUUUUUGUCAAUUAAAAAACUUUCUUAUUUUUAUUUUUUACUUUUACUUUCUUUUUUUUUUUUUCUCGUUUUUUUUGUAAUUUGUAUUUUGUUCCUAGUUUGUUGACGUUUAUUGAUGCUCAUUAAGCAUCUGCGUCUACUUGCCAGUAUUGUCUCCAAGGAGAAUAGACUAAGGGUUCAACUAAUUAAACUGUUGAAUAGGCUCAGUUUAAGAUCAAAAUUAUUACAAAAAAAAAUUAAUUAAUAAACCAUUUGUAGUUAUUCUUCAAACACAAC